AUGGCAGAUUCAGUGGCCCAGAACAUCCAUGGGUACGACCAUGAUAACUUGCGCCAUGUGGUAAUCACUUCAACUUGUUUUGCCUUCAUCUUGUCUACUGCUGCAGUCGGCUUCCGUAUUAUCUCGAGAGCCAUCAACGGCAGCGGUCUUUUUCUAGAUGACUGGCUCAUUAUCCUUGCGUUGAUCUUCGAAUACGGUAUAUCGAUCGCAGGAGUUGUGUUACUGUACAAUGGACUCGGAACACAUAUAGUUGAGCUCUCCCCCGAACAAGUCGUUACCUACCUGAAGACACUGUUUACAGGCUCAAUUCUCUACACCGGCUGCAUUGCAAGCAUCAAGCUAUCCAUUCUGAUGCUUUACCGUCGACUGUUCCCCGUAAAGACCAUGAAAUUCGCAGUCCAUGUUGUCUCUCUGAUUGUAACCAUAUGGGCUUCCUGCGGUAUUCUCGCAGGCUGCUUUGCUUGCAUCCCAACCGAGAAGCUGUGGCACCCCAUGCUAGAAGGUGGUUGCAUAGAUUUGUCAAAGUUCUACUACGGUCUUCAGGUUCCCAACAUUGCAACAGAUGCAAUCAUUCUCCUGAUGCCGAUGCAUAUCGUGUGGAAUCUCCCCAUCGCCAAAGCCCAGAAGCUCGGUCUUUCUGGGAUUUUCAUCCUGGGAUUCUUGUAA
This is a messenger RNA of Penicillium digitatum Pd1, 666 nucleotides long. RefSeq lists its product as uncharacterized. NCBI's taxonomy places the organism in Eukaryota, Fungi, Ascomycota, Eurotiomycetes, Eurotiales, Aspergillaceae. The record is from RefSeq and is a predicted model, not a curated record.